Dermacentor albipictus is the source of this 4288-nucleotide messenger RNA. RefSeq lists its product as uncharacterized. NCBI's taxonomy places the organism in Eukaryota, Metazoa, Arthropoda, Arachnida, Ixodida, Ixodidae. The record is from RefSeq and is a predicted model, not a curated record.
GGGACCGUCACGGCGGGACACGUUUCUGACAGAUGGUUCGGCUGGCAUCGAGUCCUCACUCGGCUGGCUGCUCUCGGUUCGACGUACGGUUCGCCGUAGCGACGGCGGUGCUCCUCUGCGCCCAUUUUUCGGCUGACCCGCACCGAACGUGUGCCGCGGAAGAGGGCUUACCCGCCGCAGUGAGAUCGCAGGGAUCUGGUUCGUGUAUGGAUGUAAAGCAGUGGCGCAGAACACCGAAGCAGCCCCUUAGAAGAGACCUCGGGUGUGAUCCUGGCGUACCUCCAUCCAGCAUGGUACUUUUGGAUAGCCCUCGUGGUGAUACUGGCAUCCACAGUGGCCCUGACCGUGCUCUGCAUCAUGUGCUGCCGGAGGCCGCGACGCAAGUCUCCCACCUUAUGCGUUCCCACUGCAACUCUGCCAGCAGCAGCGCUGAGGACCACGCAAGACUCCGAGGGCAUCAUACAACCCGACGUGGCGUUCAGGGCCACGACCGAGGCCUCCGGGGCCCCGGCUCCACUGACGGAGAUGCUGAUGAAGGCCGAUGACAUGCUCCGGGCGCCCGCUGACCCGCCGUCGCGUAUCAUCACUCCGCUGCGACCGCUCAGUCCCGCCUACCAGCCGACGCAGCCCGUGAGCGUGAGAACCACUCCGUGUCACCACGGGGCUUUGGAGCUCACGCUGCCGCCCGGCUACAUCGCACAGAGGGACGCCAAGCUGACCACCUCGUUACAGUGACGAAUGACGAACGGCCAGCGAAACCUGUGCGUGCGCGGUUGUCCCUGAAAGGAGCCUUGUGACAGCUUUCAACCAAGCGGCGGUUUCUUUUGUGUAUGUGGCUUUCCCUAUCACCUCGUGACGUGCGAGCAAGUGGGGGAACACGCUGGGAAGAGUGGAUCGGCGGCGAAGAGCCAGUUUUUGAACGUCGGGAGACGGGCGGCCUUCGCCGAGCGGCGGCGUUGGUCGCGUUUUCGCUCCAUGGAGGUUGGCCUUGCUCUGGAAACUGCCGCCGAUGCACCCACGAACGUGAUAUCCCCGCUCAUGAUACGUUUUCGGCGGGGGCCUUCGUAUUCAUUGGUAAAUCUGCGUCCGUGCUUGCGCGAAUGUGUGACACGGCGAUGAGCAGGUACGUUGCGGAGUCCUUGUAAUGCUUGCUGUAGCCGAGUCUACAACCGCUCAGCAAGUGAACAUUGUUGCAGUGUCCGCGCAUAUGUUAUAUGAAUUGUGCCAGUCGCUUCUCGCACAAAUACGUCGAAGUCAACGCUAUGCGCCGUGGCAAUGUUCGUAUGCAACGAACAUACUUUCAAGCGUCCGCAGAGCAGCGCAGUUCGCGAUAUGUUGUUAUGGGCGUCCAACGGAUCAAUAGGUCGAUCGUGACGCCAUCCGGCGAAUAUCCUUAAAUAUCCCAUCACUCUGUCGACAAGCGCGUGAAGGAACAAAAACUACAGUAGAAUUUCGAUAAACGGAAAUCGGUUAAACGGAAUCAAUGCUUAAACGGAACAAACGCCUCGCAGUUGGUUGGUUUUGAAUUAAGGCAAUGUAAAAAAAAUCCCGUUAAUCGGAACUCGAAUUUUCAGACCACCGUAUAAACGGAACCGAAAAUAGACUCGAAACCGCAACUUGACGUUCACGCAGAGCCCCAUCGCGGUACGCAUCACUGUUUCCCCUUCUUUCUCGCACACGGUAACCGCAUCGCUAGCUUGCUUUCUGUCACGGUGCGCUUGCUGUUGUUAGGCUUAAAUAUUACAUCCGCUGUUUAGCGUCGUCUGCGACAUAUUUCGUCGCGAAGUCAGCACCUGAUGAGUAUGAGUGGUGCCAUUCUAAGAAAACGGUUGCGAGAGCUCAAACAAGCAAACAUAAAGUCCUUUUUCACAAGCAAAUAAAUCGCAGUUUCCACUGAUUUCCGCGGAAUAAGUGGACUAUUGAGAUAUUUUUUUUAAGUUUGAAUAGUGCUCUGAAAAAAAGUUCAUUGCUUACCGCUUUUGUGCAAUAACGUUUGUGCCCAUAGCGUACCGUCCUCUUUAAUACCUAGAUUUUGCAUCUGAGAUCCGCUUCAGCGGAGACUGACAAUUGCGCGCACGCCUGCCUCGUCGGAACCAAGCAGUCAGGAACGGAUUGCGAAAUCCUGAACCUUCUCUCUCUAAACGAAACUCCUGAUAAACGGAACGUAUUUUCCCGGUCCCUUGAGGUUCCGUUUAACGAGAGUCCACUGUAUAUCAGGCGGAGCUUUGCGUAUUAGUGUAGGGAUAGUCCUGUCUCUGUCACGUAUCUGCCUUUUUGAAUUGCACUAAAGGCUUUGUCAUUAUGGAUUGUAUAGGCUGGUAAAAGGAAGAAAUGAGACUGGACUUUGCAGCCAUGAGAGACCGCCGGCAAUUACAUUUUGUAUUACUAGCGCUGCGUAAUGCAAUUUAUUGAUGACUGUACCGUCUUCACGUGACAUUCCGUACCGGGCGCCAUUUCUAUGUGCGAAAAAAAAAUAGGAUUCCCUGAAGUCCCAGUUCGUAGGUGGGCGUUGUACACAAGUCGAGUGUGUUGUAGGGAGGCCGGUAUGAAUCUACAGUGUCCUUCAACCUCAUCCGCGCACUUCUCGAAGAAGCCAAAGGCAGAAACUAGUGCUACAGCGAAAUGCUGGCCUUUCCGAGCCUCAAAGCCCAGCAUUUUCCGAGCAAAAUGAUGAAGGGGAGGAGAUGGUAAAGGUGGUGUUUACGAGACUGCAUGACGGUAACAUACAGGGUGUCCCAGCUAACGGUAACAAAUGUUUUCAAAACGACGGAGUGUGCUAGAGGGCGAGCUGAAACCAACUCAGUGGCGUUGAGAAUCGUACGGCCUAGUCGGCGGUAUUUUUCUUCUUCGUUUUACAAAGUCACUUAGUAUAAACGAAUUGCCGAACUUUUUGAAUUUUUGCUUCACCAUGAAAGUGCCAAUACGAAAGUUGUAGAUGACAUUUAAAAAUGGCCGACUGAAGUGUUUGGAAGUAAGCACCAUUGAUGAAGCUUCUUGUACUUGCUUUUAAAGAAAGCCCGCGAAAUACAAAAACGAGCGCGCGUGGAAGCGCCACUAUUUCGGCACUGCCAGACGACCGAUCCAAAAACUAAAUCCGCUUGUCUCUGCAGCACUGUCCGAGACGAACUUUGCGUUUCCGGUGGUCGCAAGAUCACGCGCCAGCAACUCUCGCUAUAUUGCGUUCCAUACAUUGCAGUCAACGAUGUGGAGGCUAUAGAGAGGCUUCGUGCAGUGGCUUCGUCCCCAGUUGGAUAUAGUUCGAUGCUUUUUGGCCGCAGUUGUGCGCAAGUGCUCUUUAAUGUAGGCUCAGUAUUGAAUGAAACAAGUGUCAAUCCUUAGAAACAAACACACAGUGGUAUACGGCCGCUAAUGCAUUGUUUUAGAUCAUUUUUACUUUUGUUGUACUUUUAUCCCGCCGCGAAGAGCCUCCCGCGCAUGCUCGCGAGAGCGAACGCUGUUGGCGCGCAGCGGAGCGCAGACGGAGCGCGCGGAGUGAUGACGUUUCUUGACAGAACUUCUUGCGUAGCUUCCACAGCGUUGUCUGCUAUGUAUGGAACGGAGUAUAGUAAGAUGUGAUCGCGAACAAUAAGAAGAACGUCAUAAUUGCAUUUUCCUUCCCGAUUAAAAAGUUCUGCGGGUAUAAUAUUUACUCAAACCCGAGCUCUUUUUUUGUUUGUUGUUGUUGUCUUGUGUUCGGGCUUCAUUCAUUCCACAAGUGGAGCGAAUUAUAUGUUUAUGCUCCGUCACGUCGAAGCGCGACACACCUUCAUCACCGCCGCUCGCGCCGUGCGCCCGAUAGGUCGUAUGGGGGCGCCGAAAUAGCAUCACACGUUUUUUUUUUUUUUUGUACCUUUCACGGGCUUUCUUCGAGAGCAAGUCGAAGAGGCUCUAUGAAUGAUACUUAGUUGCAAACGCUUUAGUCGGCUAUAUUUAAAUGUGAUCGACAAUUUUCAUGUCGGCAAUUUCUUGCCGAAGCCAGUAGUUUAAAAGCUAGGAAAUUAGUUUUGCACUAAUUCAUUGACUUUCCAAAAACAAACAAAAAAAAUAGCACAGCCUACGUCGCGCGAUCCUGAACACUCCUGAGCUCGUUUCAGUCCACUAGCACACUUUAAAGACUUGGUUGCUUUUAGCUGGGACAACGUGUACACUAACAAACCGUGUGUUUAUAUUGUAAUUUGGUGGUUAUACUUACGCUACAUCUGCUACGACCACUAAACGGAAGUUGUUUGUCUUGUUGGGCACAUGUAUGUGGCCAGAGGACUUCUCUCAUGGGAUGGCACUGGGCUUU